Spea bombifrons (plains spadefoot toad) is the source of this 1646-nucleotide messenger RNA. RefSeq names its product twist-related protein 2-like. Gene Ontology annotation, molecular function: RNA polymerase II transcription regulatory region sequence-specific DNA binding; DNA-binding transcription factor activity, RNA polymerase II-specific; protein dimerization activity. Gene Ontology annotation, biological process: developmental process; regulation of transcription by RNA polymerase II. The record is from RefSeq and is a predicted model, not a curated record. NCBI's taxonomy places the organism in Eukaryota, Metazoa, Chordata, Amphibia, Anura, Pelobatidae. Bases 234 to 722 code for a protein of 162 amino acids. The transcript has 2 exons.
GAUUGGAACAUUACUCAGGAAGACUGCUGAGUUUAGGAGCACACACUCUCUGUUUGAGUCUGCUGGGAAGUUCUUCUGACUAUACCCAAUAGCUACCUCGCCUCCCACUUUUUUAGGUAACCACAUCUUCUCUCACAUUCAAGGUCCUGUCAACCUUACUAGCACAUCCUCUCGCAUUCACCUGGAGGAAAAUCUUAUCAAGAGUUCAGACAGCAAGUGCCAGUCCAUCCGACAUGAAGGAAGAAGGAGUAUGUCCUGACUCCCCUGAAGGAAGCCUGGUAACCAGCGAGGAAGAGGCUGAACGCCAGCAGAGGAAGGCCAUGCGUAAGCGCACAGUACUGGUAGGCAAGGAAGCUGAUGGGAGGCAGCCCGUUUCACCACCCUGUAAGCGUAAUAAGAGGAGCCCGCAUAUUGAAACCUAUGAGGAUGUACACACUCAGAGAAUCAUUGCCAACGUGAGGGAGCGACAGCGCACCCAGUCUCUAAAUGAUGCCUUUGCAGAACUGCGGAAGAUCAUCCCUACUUUGCCAUCUGACAAACUGAGCAAGAUACAGACCCUGAAGCUGGCUUCACGCUAUAUUGAUUUCCUCUACCAGGUCUUGCAGAGCGAUGAACUGGACCACAAGAUUGCCAGCUGUAACUACCUUGCCCAUGAAAGGCUCAGCUAUGCCUUCUCCGUGUGGAGAAUGGAAGGUGCCUGGUCUAUGUCAACGUCUCACUGAGCUCUCAGGUGAUGCCCCUUUGCUUGAUGUUGAGAAGGCUUUUCAAGACUGGAUGUUCAAAUAGACUGCUGAAAAAAAGGUCAACUUUAUCAGAUGCCUCCAAAAUAUUAUCUGCUCCAGCAGCCAUUUGUGAAUUGAUGUGAAUCUACAAGCUGGGAUACGCCAUAACUUUAACCAUAAGAACGCUGUGACUUAACCAGCCUUGAUUUCAGCUUCAUAACAGAAGAUGGCGCAAAAAAUAAAAAAUCACCAGGACUGUAAAACCAAGGCUGGACAUUCAUCUACUUGUAAAAAAAAAAAUCCUGUGGAGAUUAUUUAUUCAGAACACAAGAAGAAUAAGAUGAACAUUCAUGUUUUAUUCUUUGUCGCUUUUUGUUUCCCUUUUAAAUCGUUUUCGGGAAAACAAUUCAGAGCUUGUAUUUUUUUUUUAAUAGCUUGCUAAGCAAUGCUAACCCCUUGGGUGCCAGAGCAGUGCUCAGUACAUGCACCCUUGCUGCACAUUAACCUAUGGAUAACCUAUAUUCCCUACCACUUUGGGCAUGUAAAGAGUUAAAUACUUGCAUGCUAGCGACCCACCCACCCUGUUUUUAUUAAAUGAAUUUUUUUUUGCUUUGCAUCACAUAUAUUUCAGGCUUCGCACUUUGCAGCUUUGCUUUUUGGUAUUAAAUACAUAUUUUCUAUAACACAUUUAUUUUGGUGAUUGAACCAAUUGUCUGUGCAUAACAAAUAAUACUUUACAUUAACAUAACCUGAAAAUUUACAACACUGUAUAAACAGUGCAGUAUAGUAAUUCAGUAAUUGUAAUUAAAUUACUGUCAAUAAUUUAAAAAGCUGUAAUAUAUUUUUAUUUUAGCGUUGCUAUUACAUGCAACACAAAUUCUGAGUUAGAUCAAGUAAAAGGGGAAAUGUUAGCAGAUGGAAUCU